Echinostoma caproni is the source of this 735-nucleotide messenger RNA. The record is from the annotation of a GenBank genome assembly. Lineage: Eukaryota; Metazoa; Platyhelminthes; Trematoda; Plagiorchiida; Echinostomatidae.
CUGCUUUUCUGUUGUUGUUUCUCUCUCUCAUUUAAAGCGACCCCUGCGGUGCAUCACGCGGAUCAGUCACCCUUCCGUGCAUCAUCUGCUGCAGCACAUGUUCGGCCGCCACACUCGGCCGUCAACGCGGAUACGAAAAAGACACAUCAUGAGCAUCGAACCGAAUCCCACGCCAUUGUGGUCUCCUAUCCGAAAUCGUCGGAGCCGAAAUCGGUCGAUUCCACCGAAGAUAUUGUUGUGGAAAUCCGCCUUCCGACACCACCACCGCCAUCCAUUUCAUCAUCGGCACCGGUUGUGGCGAGUGCUAUAGGUCAUCCACAUUCGGAAGCUUCGGUCGCUCCAAAACGGAACAGCAAUCGAGCUCAAAUUGUGGUCCCUGCCGUUCUGGCUUGUCUUGUGUUCCUCAUCGCCGUGGUAUUAAUCGCUCGUUGCUAUGUUCGCCGUAUGCGUCUCCAGCGUGCCGGAUACAAUCUAACCGUAGUUGAAGUGGAUGAGGUGGCCAAUACGGAAGCCUCAACCGGACACGGCCUUGGUCGCGGUCGACUAACCGUGGGUGGCGGUGCCGGCAUAGUUGGUACGGGCACUGGUGGUGGUGGUCCCGUGUCCGGUGGCGUUACCAAUUUGGGUGAGAACCAUGACUCGGUCGAUCCAUUGACUCGGUGGCAAUUGAACGGAUAUGAGAAUCCUGCGUAUAAGUUCACUGAAGGAGGGUACAUUUUUUCACCAGCUGAUUAA